AUGAUUAGCUCACUAAGGAACAAAUUUGAGCAUUUCAAGGUUUCUGAAAAGGGAGGUAAAGAACUUUCUACCACAUUACCAAAAUUACCAUCUGCAAAGGAUCUCGAUAAGUCCACUAUCUACAAGUAUCGUUAUAAUUAUGGUGUAAACUUGGGAGCUUUGUUUGUACUCGAGCCAUGGAUCUUUUCUAAAGAAACGCUAUGCACGAUCGAUGGCAAAGAAUAUGAAUCUGAAUACGAUGCAAUUUCUCAACAACUGAAGAAGCAUUCUACUGAAGACGUUGCGAAAAUGUUGAACGACCACUAUAAGAAGUAUAUUGAUAGAAUUGACUGGGAAUGGCUGUCUAAAGACGCUCAUGUCACAGCUCUACGUAUUCCAAUUGGAUACUGGCACGUUGAAGAUGGGAAGCAUUUAGAUUCGUUACCAUUUGCGUCCUUGAAAAGAGUUUAUGAACUAGCUAAACCUUGGGAAAAACUUUCUGGGUUAAUCAGCACGGCCAAGGAAAUGAACAUUGGUGUAUUGAUAGAUUUUCAUGGCCUACCAGGAGGGGCUAAUAGUGACUCUCAUAGUGGCUUAAAGAAUGACGAAGCUGAAUUUUUCCACAAGGAAAAGUACAUGACUAAAGUUUAUAAAGAAAUUUUACCUGCGGUUAUCAAAACUAUGACUUUAGAUAAUGAAAAUAUCAUUGGAGUUCAAGUGGUUAAUGAAGCGUACUUUGAUAAUAACCCUAAGGGUCAAAAAUUCUAUUAUUCAGAAGCCAUUAAUGCCAUUGAAAAUCUUCAACCUGGUCUACCGGUCGUAAUAUCUGAUGGCUGGUGGCCCCAACAGUGGGCAGAUUGGGCGAAAGAAAAGAAUUUCAGCAACACUGUGGUAAUCGAUUCACAUGUAUAUCGUUGUUUUUCUGAUUCUGACAAGUCUAAAGAUGCCAAUACAAUUAUCAAAGAGUUGCCGAGUACUGUAAAUUUUCCUUAUGACGAUACCGACUAUACCGUGGGCGAAUUCUCUGGUGUUCUUGAUGGACAAACAUGGGAAAAAACGUCUGGUGACAGAGCUGCUACUGUUCAAAAAUAUGUACAAACACAAGUGAACAUAUUUUCACAUGUAGCCAGUUGGGGCUGGUUUUUCUGGACUUUACAAUUCGAAUAUGGUGAUGGAGGUGAAUGGGGUUUAGCACCCAUGAUGCAAAAUGGUAAUUUACCGAAACGUCCUCAUGGUAAUGGUUUGCAAAUCGACAAGAAGAAAAUCGAUUCAAUAAUUGAAGAACAUAAGGCCUAUUGGGACGGUAAAGGUAAAAAUUUUGAACACUGGAGAUUUGAAGAUGGUAUAAAUACAGCUGUUGAUGAUAUAAUCGCCUUUAGAAAAUUUGAUAAUUCGUUGAUAGGUAGAUGGCAUUCUUGGAAAGCGCAAAGAAGAGCAGAGUACAUUUCUGUCAAAAAAGACAGCGAAUUCAUGUGGGAAUGGGACCAAGGGUACCAGCGUGGGUUGGACGAGUUCAAUAAAUACUAA
Molecule: messenger RNA, 1506 nt
Organism: Saccharomyces mikatae IFO 1815
Lineage: Eukaryota; Fungi; Ascomycota; Saccharomycetes; Saccharomycetales; Saccharomycetaceae
Gene: MRX18
Product: 17-beta-hydroxysteroid dehydrogenase-like protein
Exons: 1
Coding region: 1-1506 (501 amino acids)
Biological process (GO): glucan catabolic process
Cellular component (GO): extracellular region; cell surface
Molecular function (GO): glucan endo-1,6-beta-glucosidase activity
Source: RefSeq, a predicted model, not a curated record